AUGCUUCCAAAGAAUCUCUCGAGCACAUAUCAGCAGUAUAAAAACUAUACCGACUCCAUUGCUCAAUGGCUAGCAUCAACCGCCAGGAGACUCGGGUACAUCUCGUCCAAGGCAAAGAACUCCAAGAAGCAAGCCAAAGCCUCCAAAGGACAGCACACGUACACGAUCGCGAUCAAAGACUGGACAGUUCUCGCGGAACACAUCGCGGGACAGGAUGAUCCGCCAAUCAAUGUGCCGCGUAAGCUCGCCGCCCUGCUCGACGCUACAAUCGCUCUACGACAGUCAUACUCCGGCGUCGUCUCCGAUGCAUUCGAGGACACCACAGCGAGACGCGACUCGGAUGACCGCCAUGCCUUCUUCGUGAGCGUUUUGAAGAAGGUUCGUGAGAUAUUAGCUCCAAGGCUUCCAAAGGAAUCUGCAGUCCUACCGGAUAAGCCCAAGGACAUUGAAGAGGUCAUCAACGUGUUCGAACAUCUUGAGUUGGAAGAGCCUUCAGAAGAAUUCGAACAAGCUCCAGAUGUGCAAGUGCCAUCCGCCGGUGCCGCAGCCAGACCAAUCUACAAGGCCGAGCGUCUGGAUGACUCUGAGGAGAGCUUCUUUGCCUUCUAUCUCUUGCUUCACGAUCUCAAUAAACUGCGCACAGAAGUCACUCGCGCUUGGGAAGGCUACAAGCAUGGCAUGCACGACAUUGUGGCUGCCUCAAUCACGACCAACACCGCCGUUGAUCUUGCCCGGGCAAUGAUAGACGACUACAAAGAGAUGUUUGCCAAACACGGAGGAGCGCACAGGAUGCUAGAGAUGUACUAUGCAGGGGCCUGCUUUGCUGAAGGCACCGAUCCAAAUUUCAGAGCGCGCCCUGAUGACGAAAUCAACUACCGGAUGUACGAUCUCGCGGAGGCUAUCUUCUGGACAGCCUCUUCUCUGUUGGGUGCGUUCUGUGGUGUGCUUAAAGCCUAUCCGACUCCCGAGAUGAAGCUUGGAUUUUAUGGGGUCUACGAUCCUUCCAGUGACCGACAGAAGAAGAGUGAUAGGGAGAAGCUAAAGGAGGACAAGAUCUUGCUCUUAGAGAUACUCCCCGAAUUCUUCUACUUCUCUGGUUUCAACGAGAAUCCGCCCGCGGAAGACGAGUUGACGAGGCUCCUCAGUACGAUGUUCCAAACCAAGCAAGUAACACUGCCACUGGUGUUUGCUACCACGCUGUUCCUGGACAUCCACCACAUCCUGCGCGACCAGGUAGACCUUGGUUUCAAGAAGCUCGCAGACGCGGCUGAUUUCGCCCGGAACAACAUCAAUAUGAAUUUGGACUUCCACAAGGACAUCCAGAUGGACACCUGGCCGAAGCGAAACGACGACGCUUUGCAGCAGUUUGUCGGCUUUGUGCAGAGAUGGGUUCAAGAGGAUCGUCAGCGCAAAAUCGCUGAACGGGCAGGCCGCGUCAACAUUCCGCAACCCUACCAUCUCUUCCGAAAACACCCCUGGUCGUGCGGCCUAUGGAAAUACUAUAUCCAGAUGCGUCAUCACGAGAUUAGCAUCACCUUCGCCAAUGCGUGGGGCGGCAUCAUGUCCUGCGCGCAUCUGUACAAUGCCGUUCAGAAUGAGAACAUGUUACCGGAGAAAUGGAAGGACAUGGAUGUCGCCACCAGCUUGCAAGGCCGGAACGUUGUCUUCAUUGGCGAGGCGCCCAAGGACCCGGACGACUGCCUCAAGCGGUUUGCGAUUGCCAUGGGCGCAUCGGCGGUGAAUAUGGCGAAGUCGAAACGCAAGAAGAAGGGGCUUGUCUUGUCGAAGCGCGGGCCUCAAGGUCUCAAGGAGCUUGGAGCGGUAUUGCAGAUGUUCAAGGGACGGUACUGCAACAUGAAUGGGUGUCGCGAUCUCAGGGCUGAAGAUGUCGAGAAGAUUAUCGAGAAAAGCAACUGGGAGUACGAGAUGGAUGAGAACGACGGGUCGACAACUAUGGUCAAGGACAUCGACGCUACGCCCGCGAGCCAGCAGAAAAGCAGGAAGCAGCUCCCCGUCGCCAAACUGCUCGGACUGCUCCGGGACUUGCUUCAUGCCGAGAUGGUAGAGAUCUCCUUCGACUAUCUCAGGCACCAUCGGCAGUGCUGGCGCUUGCUCCGCGUAGUCAAAGACCAUUGCCGCGAUCAACUCAUCAGGAUUUACGGGCCAGGUUACAUCGAGAAGGAGAGCCAGCUUCCCUUCAUCGUUGGCUAUGUCUUGAUGACCGCCUCGUCCACUAAACAGUUCGGAGACCUGCUCAAGGCCAAGUUACCAACGGCAGAAGUGACGAGCGAAGUGUUAUUGAGCGCCGCGAAUGCCCUUCAAACUAUGGUUGCGACUGGUGCUGGCGAGAUGAUAGUCAGCAAGAUAUUGCCAGAGGGGCUGGGAGUGCAGAUUGAGUUUGAGUCUGGAAAGUGAGCAUCGCUAUCAUGCAGAAUUUGGAAGGCAAGGGUAAGAUAUGUCGCUC
Trematosphaeria pertusa is the source of this 2464-nucleotide messenger RNA. RefSeq lists its product as uncharacterized. Bases 1 to 2415 code for a protein of 804 amino acids. Lineage: Eukaryota; Fungi; Ascomycota; Dothideomycetes; Pleosporales; Trematosphaeriaceae. The record is from RefSeq and is a predicted model, not a curated record. The transcript has 2 exons.